AUGGGCUGGAUCUCCGGCGGCAACUUCAACCCGGCGGUGUCCUUGGCCCUGGGGCUGUCGUCGACCCUGGGCAGCAGGAGCUGCUAUUUCACCUGGAGGUCGGUCUUCAUCUACUCCUGCGUCCAGGUGCUCUCUGGCGUGUGCGCGGCGGUCGCCUACAGCUUGCUCUUCUGGGAGACCUUCAACCUCUCCCCCACUCCUGGGACUGGCUGGGUCAACGCCGGCCUCUGCGAGAUGCUGUACACGUUCGCCCUGUGCUUCGUCAUGCUGAACGUGGCAGCGAGCAAACGGGCGCCGCCGGCUCACGACAGCCCCGCUCCCCCGUCGAGAGCCGUCUUGGCCCACCCGCAGUGGCCCGUCAACGCGACGCCAAUGGCCAGCAGCGGCAUCCUCACCGGAGUGAUGCUGCAGGAGACCGCGAGCCAACUGUGCCCGCGCGAGAAUGUGACCAUCAUGCAGCGAGCGGUGGUCAUCGUGGAGGCCACUGGAAUCGCUGAAGGGGCAGCGAAAAUCCAGGCGCUGGCGAAGCGCCAAACAUACCAGCAGACGAAGCUUGCGGCGAUUCACGCGCAGCCGAAACUGAAUGUGCAUGAGAAGCGGUUUCUGUGCGGCGACUCAACAGCUAAAGCGUUUGUAUUGCAGUGUGCGUCCCCGACGAACCCAGCGCUCAAGCUGUAUGAAGGCCACGCGUCUCAGGCCCGUGGGGGCGGAGUCUCUGCGCCGGGCCGGCGGGCGCAGGCGCACGAGGAGCCGAACCAGUUCUAUGGGCUCGCCAUCGGCCUCGUGGUCGUCGCGGCGGGGCGGUUGACGCUCCCCUUCCUGAGCCAGUCCUCCCCCUCGGGGGAUGGGGUCGCGGGCUGCCAGGCCGCGACAGCAGCACCCCAGUUCUCCUGGCGGGUGGCCCUCGGUGACGUCGUGGGCACGGCUGGUGUCGCAGCACGCCAGUCUGGCACCUCGGCGCACGCGUGCGGCAGCGCCGGCGCACUCCGCGCGGGCGCCGUCCGCCCGGACGCGGCGAGGCCCGGCACGGGGCUCGACCCGAACGGCGUCUUGGCGAUCUCUCGCGGGAGAGAGGGAGAGAGAGACCCGCCCGCGGGCCGCAUGGCGGAGGGGCGCGGCCGCGCGGCCGCCGGCCGGCUGACCGGGGCGGAGGUCUUGGCGACGGCUGCCGGAGCCAUCCCGGGGCACGGGGGCCUGGCGGCGAGAGUCCCCUGCAUCGCGGUGUACGGUGGCGUGCUCCUGGCCCUGCACUGCCGGGCCUCGGCGGUCGCCCCGCAGCGCGGGCAGGGGGCGAACUACUGGGGCACCCUGCCGUCGGCCUGGGACCAUCCGGAGCCGAACUACGCGGUCAGCGCGGCGAUCGGCGAGUUUUGGAGCGUGCUCACGACCGUUCCGGUCGCAGGCUCUCUGCUCCUGCGCCUGGGCCUCAAGUACGGCUACAGCGGGAGGGUGCUGCGCAUCUACGCGGUCGUCUUCGUGAUGUAUUCGCUGGCCUUCUCCGCGCACCUGACGCUGCAGAAGGCUGUCUUUUCCACCACCGUUAUUAGUGUCAUGAGCAACGCCUUGCUCACAUUCGCCGAGUUCAGCAACGUGGUGCACCAGGUUCUUCACAGCGUCUUCGUGCGGGGUUCCAUUGUGUUUGUUGCCGAGGCCGCUCUGAUUUCCGUCGUAUGUACACUGCCGUACGCUCUGAAGGCGAACGGAGGCGUGUGGACGCUCUUCAUUGUGCAGUCGCCAGGCGUCUUCCUAGCCACCGCCCUGGCCGCAAUGCUUGUGCGGAAGUCCGAGCUCGCUGGCAGCGCGGCCGAGCUGGAGGUGUUUCGCUUGGUACGCAAGGCGGGAGCCCUGCUCAGCGCCGCGAUGCUGUUGUCUUUCGUCGAGUGCAGCGUCGGCUUUGAGUACGGCUUCCUGCCCAGGUGGUGGGGCUUCCCGUGGCUCCACAUUUGCAUCCAUGUCUUCGAGCAGGUCGGCAUCUACAUCUUCGGGGUGGGCAUCGCGGCGCUGGACGCGCUGCUCGUGGGCCCGCCGCGGGCGGGCGUCGAGGUGAGGCACCUUGGCGGCUGGCUGGUGUACUGCUACCGCGCCCAUCCCGACAGGCACGACGAGGUGGAGCCCGCAGCCUCGCUCGCGGGGGCCGGACGCGGGGCCGUUGCGGAGCUGGAGAAGCUGGAGCGGCUGGGCAGCCUCAGCUCGUGCUCCACGGAGGCCGGCGAGCCGUCUGAGCCGCACGAGCCGCCCCUGCCCGCCACAGCCGUGCAGCAGCCCCUGGGCGGACAGCCGCCCGCGCCGGGAGCCUACGGGGCCGGCAGCGUCACCGGCGGCUGCUUCAACCCGGCGGUCGCGGUCGGCAUCGAGCUGUCCAGCAUCAUGCUCGGCUUCGGCUGGUCCUUGGUCUACGUCUUCUUCGAGCUGGCGGGCGCGACGCUCGCCGCGCUCCUCUUCAGGGCAGUGCGGCCCGGUGACUUCCAGCAGGGCUGCCUCAGCGACUCCAGGGACGAGAUCAUGCCCAAGCUCCUGAGCGAGUUUAUUGGGACCUACAUGCUGGUGCUGACCGUCGGCCUGUGCGUAUUGGCCAGCUCGCCAGCGACCGCCCUCUCCGUGGCCGCGUCCUUGUCGUGCAUGGUGUACGCGCUGGGCGAUGUGUCUGGUGCUCACUUCAACCCGAGCGUCACGGUCGCCGUGCUCGCCAUCGGCCAGAUGAGACCUGAGCAGGCAGCCUCCUACGUUCUCGUGCAGCUCGCCGCAGGCUGGGAAGGGGCCUGCACCACCAGCGUGUUGGCAGCAAGUUCGCCUGGCGACUGGCUCCGCCCUAUGCAUCUGCGUGUAGCGCAUGGCGCGACCCUGUAUUCAUGCCGCGCUUCGCGGGGCAGUGCGCAGCAAGCACGCAGAGGCGCACUGAACUCCCUGUUGGGCGCGAUACGCAUGAGGAGCGUGUCGCAAAGGGCGGAGCCCACGCGAGCGCUCCCACUAAGGCCGCCGGUGGCGCUCCCCGUGGGGCACGAUGCGCGUGAGGGGCGCGCCGACAUGAGCUCUGGAUCGUGUGCGAACGCUCUCACAGGCUGGCGCCGUAAGUGCAGCUCCCUGCGGGACAUGUGCACCAGCACGGGCGCGGUGUCGCCGUCGGGGCGUGAACACUGGGCC
Molecule: messenger RNA, 3141 nt
Organism: Prorocentrum cordatum
Lineage: Eukaryota; Dinophyceae; Prorocentrales; Prorocentraceae
Source: the annotation of a GenBank genome assembly